CGCCAAGCCGCACAUGAUGAACGAGUAUACGAUCGACCAAGUGUUGAUCCACGGCUUGUAUGGGGACCUCCUUCUCUGCACGGCCAACGCCUCCAACGUCCAAUACAUCAUCAAGCAAAUGAACAUGCGCAUGGCCGAGCACGAGACGACCGACGCGACAAGCGAGAAUGGCAUUGAGAAGGAGCUUCAGGCGUACGCACUGAUCCAGUGCGCGACCAAAUCAAAGAACGCCAAGAAGGGCGCCAGUGCGGUGGUCGGUCUCGUCGACAGCUUCACCGAAGACGGCUACGUGCAUCUCGUGCUCGAGUAUUGCGUCCAAGGCGACCUCUUUGAGAUGCUGCAGAACAGUCCGCGUGAGCUCUUUUACUGGGACGACGCGCAGCGCUACUUUGACCAGAUUGCCCACGGGGUUGCGUUUCUGCACAACGAGUGCGGCCUCGCCCACCGGGACAUUUCGCUCGAAAACAUCCUAAUCGACGACGUCGGCGACUGCAAGAUCUGUGACUUUGGCCUCGCGAGCAUCGACUGCAAGCGCGAAAGCCGCCCGGUCGGGAAGCGCUACUACAUGGCGCCCGAGAUGUACGGCGACGACGGCUACGACCCGAUGGCCGCUGACGUGUGGGCCCUUGGCGUCCUUCUCUACAUGAUGCACACGGGCUUGCCCCUGGUCGAGAAGGCCGCAACCUCCGACCGCAUUUUUGUCUACAUUCAGACACACGGCCUUCGCGCCAUGGUCAAGGCGUGGCGCGUGCAGCGGCUCGUGCCCAUGCAAGCGCUGGACUUGCUCGAGAAGAUGCUCGUCAUCGACCCGACACAGCGCAUCACAAUGGCCGACGUUGUGCAUCACCCGUACGUCGCAUCGCCCUUGGUUGCUUAGACCUAAAACCCGCUUUUUUAGUAAUUUAUUCAACAAUUUUCGUUGGAACGUGUA
Saprolegnia parasitica CBS 223.65 is the source of this 931-nucleotide messenger RNA. RefSeq names its product serine/threonine protein kinase. The transcript has a single exon. The record is from RefSeq and is a predicted model, not a curated record. NCBI's taxonomy places the organism in Eukaryota, Oomycota, Saprolegniomycetes, Saprolegniales, Saprolegniaceae. Gene Ontology annotation, biological process: protein phosphorylation. The coding region runs from base 14 to 877 and encodes 287 amino acids. Gene Ontology annotation, molecular function: ATP binding; protein kinase activity.